This is a messenger RNA of Mycena indigotica, 357 nucleotides long. RefSeq lists its product as uncharacterized. The transcript has 3 exons. The record is from RefSeq and is a predicted model, not a curated record. Gene Ontology annotation, molecular function: transcription corepressor activity. Gene Ontology annotation, cellular component: cytosol; nucleus. Bases 1 to 357 code for a protein of 118 amino acids. Gene Ontology annotation, biological process: cellular heat acclimation. NCBI's taxonomy places the organism in Eukaryota, Fungi, Basidiomycota, Agaricomycetes, Agaricales, Mycenaceae.
AUGUCGUCUGCUUUGCCGCUCAAAGUCACACCCGCUACCCCCGCAAAGAUGGCAGACGACCGCGACAAUAAGACACCUAUCCCACCCGUAAAAACACCGGGAGCCGCAACCAUACGGCCGUCCGAUAUUUCAAGUCCACACGAGCUAACAGCUUUCGUUGAGACCCUGCUUGAGCAGUUAGACUCCAAAUUUGAUGAGAUGUCCAGUCAGAUCCUCGACCGCAUGAAUCAGAUGUCUUCACGCGUCGAUGCUCUUGAAGCCUCCAUACAAGAUAUUAUCAACGGCGACAUUGGCGUUCCUCAAUCACCUUCACCAAUCCCGAGCCGGAGAAGUACCAGCACCAGCGAGGCAUAUUAG